AUCGAGGUUGUCCGGCAGCUUUGGUAGUUUAAAAAUUCAGGAGAAUAUUCGGUCAUCAUGGCUAGAGUGUUCUCAGUGGUUUUUUGCAUUGCCCUCAUUGUCGCUAUAUGUUCUGCGCAAGUUCCUACAUAUCUGAAAAUAUGUGGGAGAAGAGAUCCAGAUCUCAGCAAUUGCGUGAAGACCAGCGUGGAAGGACUUCGGAAUAAACUCCGCAGUGGCAUAAGAGAACUUCAAAUACCUUCAAUGGAACCUCUGGAGAUCGAUGAAGAUAUCAUAAUUGCAAAUUCUCAGGCUUUCCGAGCUCACACUCGAAAUACAAAAGUCUUUGGCGUAUCUGAUUUUAAUCUGACGAGAGUCAAUGUCAAUUUGAAUACCAUGUCAUUGGAAAUUGAUACUGCUUUCGACAAACUCAAAUUCCAAAGUGAUUAUGAUAUCACGGCUCGAAUUCUUGUGCCAAUCAGCGCGGGAGGACCAAUUGAAAUUGAUGCAGAGGAUAUCACCGCCAAACUCGUCUUGAAAUUCAAAUACCUCCAGCAUAAGGGGAAGCAGCACAUAUUCUUCACUUCUACAACUUGUAAACUCACAAUUCGUGAUUACGAAUCACACUUCAUCCCCAGAGCCGGCCAAGACCAAACAUUUUCCGAAGCCAUCAACAAUGUAUUGAACUCCAGCAAAUCAGAAAUAAUUGCUAGCAUAAGCACGGGUUUAGAACGAGGUGUUGCCAAAAAAAUCAUCCACGUGGCUAAUCUAAUGACUGCGAGAUUCGAUUUCGAUGAAUUACUUCCAGAUCCUUCUUAUGUCAAGAUUUGUGGUCGUAAAAAUCCAAAGCUAAAUGAGUGCAUCAAGGAUGCGGUUGAGUCUCUUCGCCAGAAACUUCGUGAGGGCAUGCCAGAAUUUGGAAUUCAAUCAACGGAGCCAUUGGAGAUUCCAGCAGGACUCAAUAUCGCUGAGUCCGAUGCCUUUCGUGCUACAGCGAGAAAUGUUAAAAUUUACGGUAUCUCCGACUUCGAGAUAAAAAAGCAUAACCUCAACCUUGAAAAAAAGACUUUGGAUAUUGACCUAUAUUUUAAGAAACUCCGAUUCGAAGGUGACUACAACGUGAGUGCCAGGAUCAUCGUGCCAAUUAAUGCUAUUGGACCCAUUGAAAUUAAUGCUAAGGAUAUUUCGGCGGAAGCUUCGCUGACAUUCGAUUUCAAGAACAGAAAAGACGGCCCACACAUGAUGUUUACAUCGAUGAAGUGCAAAAUUAUAAUCGGCGAUUAUGAAUCUCGUUACAUCCCUACAGAAGGCCAAGACCCAACACUGGCUGAAGCUGUUAAUAGUGUUCUGAAUGGUAGCAAGAAAGAGAUUAUCAGCAGUAUCACUUCCAGUGUUGAGAAGGCAACUUCAGAAAAAGUCCUUGAUACAGCAAAUAAAGUCACUUCAUACAUUAGCGUUUGCGGGCGAAAAGAUGCAAAUUUGAAUGAAUGCGUGAGAAAGAGCGUGGAGGCACUCCGAGGAAAAAUACGUGAAGGAAUUCCAGAGUUGGAUGUGCCAUCAGUUGAACCUUUCUUCUUACCAGAAGGAUUGCCACUAGCUGAUUCUCCUGAAAUCAAGGCUUACGCUCGUAAUGUUAAGCUCUAUGGCAUUCCGACUUUUAUCCUCGAUAAACUCAAUGUUGAUCUCGAUAAGAAGCAGAUCGAUAUCCAAGUGCAUUUUGAGAAACUCAAGCUUCAAGGAGAUUACGACGUCUCGGCCAAAAUUGUCGUGCCGGUUAAUGCUAAAGGACCCGUCGAAAUCGACACAGCGGAUGUCAGCGGCCAAGCAGUUCUUAAAUACGAAAUAGUCAACACGAAGAAAGGCCAACGUCUUUUCUUCAACUCAAUGUCUUUGAAACUUGGCAUCAAAGAUUACAUUUCGAAAUUUGUGGCAAGUGAAGGUCCGGAUGUGACAUUCAGCGAGGCCAUUAAUGCUGUACUCAACACGAAUCGUCAAGAAAUCAUUGCUGGAAUCCAACCAAGUCUGGAGAAGUCAAUAUCAGCAAAAAUUCUAGAACUCGCCAAUAAAAUAUGCAAAAACUUCACUUUCGACGAACUAUUCCCUGAUCGUGAAUAAAUUUCAGUAUUAUGUCUUGUGCGUCGAUGAUUACUCGUUUUAAAUCCAAAUUUUCAAUGAAAACUUAAUGAAAAUUCUCAUGUAAAUACUGUAUAGAAUGAAGAAAAAUAAAAACU
Molecule: messenger RNA, 2210 nt
Organism: Fopius arisanus
Lineage: Eukaryota; Metazoa; Arthropoda; Insecta; Hymenoptera; Braconidae
Exons: 7
Coding region: 58-2094 (678 amino acids)
Source: RefSeq, a predicted model, not a curated record